Molecule: messenger RNA, 2265 nt
Organism: Rana temporaria (common frog)
Lineage: Eukaryota; Metazoa; Chordata; Amphibia; Anura; Ranidae
Gene: CCNI2
Product: cyclin I family member 2
Exons: 7
Coding region: 466-1551 (361 amino acids)
Biological process (GO): regulation of cyclin-dependent protein serine/threonine kinase activity; mitotic cell cycle phase transition
Cellular component (GO): cyclin-dependent protein kinase holoenzyme complex; nucleus; cytoplasm
Molecular function (GO): cyclin-dependent protein serine/threonine kinase regulator activity
Source: RefSeq, a predicted model, not a curated record
GGCACUCUGUUACCACAGCAAGCCUUAUCCAGCCCAGUGCUUCGACGUCACCGUAAAGGCCCCGCCCUGGGCGUGGUCUUUGCUUUUCAAACGCCCCGCAGACUUCUUCGUCCCUGAGUUUUGUAAACACAAAAGGUGUAGGUCAGUGUAGUGUACGGUGUCACUAGUUUUGUCCUCUGUACACCUAUCCCGCUUCUGAUGAGCCCCAGCGGCCGCUCUCUGUACCCUGCCUGUGAGCGGAGCCUGAUAUGUGCCUGGACUGCAGGGCUGAGGCUCUGCGAGACUUCUACAAAGCCAAGUGCCUGGAGAGCCCGACCGGGACUGUACGGGGAAUGGACUGAGCAGGGGGAACCAUGGACUCUGUCAUCUGAGCCUCGCACAUAAGGAGUUCACUCAGCGCCUGCAGCCUUGGAGAGAUAUCUGUGCUAGCUAAAGAAACUGGAAGGGCAGAAGUACAUUUUUACAAUGAAGUGUACGGGGUUGUCCGAGUGUCAGCGCUUGCAGUUCUUGUUGGAAAACGCACUUCUUAUGGAAACGAGCAAAUGGAAGGUGCCAUGUUUUCUAGAUUCCGCUAUCAAGGGUACAGAUAUCUCUCCAAUGCAGUAUGAGCAAGUAGUUCUUUGGAUGGAUGAAUUGAGAUUACACUUCCAAUUUUAUCCUGAAACAUUUGGCUCGGCUGCUAGUUUUCUCAAUCGCAUCUUGGCAACUGUAAAAGUCCAGGUGAAGUAUCUUCGAUGUAUUGCCAUCACGUGCUUAUAUCUUGCUGCCAAAACCAAUGAAGAAGAUGAGAUAAUUCCAUCAGUGAAGAAGCUUGCAGUGCAGAGUGGCUGCCUGUACUCAUCUGCUGAAAUUUUAAGGAUGGAAAGGAUCAUACUGGAUAAACUGCAAUGGGAUUUGUACACAGCCACACCAGUUGACUUCCUGAACAUUUUUCAUGCCAUGGUGAUGUUCAGCUGGCCUCAUCUCUUCGGCAGCUUCUCUCAAAUAAAUCCUUCUCGCCACGUGGCGCUCUUAACAAGGCAGCUGCAGCACUGCAUGGCGUGCCACCAGUUACUGCAGUUUAGGGGUUCUACGCUGGCCUUAGCAAUUAUCGCCUUGGAGUUGGAGAGGAUGACGGCUGACUGGUUCCCUGUUAUGAGUGACCUGAUGAAGAAAACAAAAGUUGACGGCACCAAUUUAAUUGAUUGUAAGGAACUAGUUGACCAAUGCCUUGAAGCCCCAUCCAAUCCUGUCUACAUAUUAAUCUCAGCUAGUAAAGGUGCAAACUCUGACCAGGAGCAAUUUUCUUGCUGCAUUCCUUCAACAAGCUAUUGUCCACCAGUCUCCCGGAUAGGCAUGAGAAAAUCUCUGUCCAAAACCUCUGGUAAUGAGUUUGCUUGUGAAAGUGUAAUGGAGACCGAUGACUUUUAUGAUGGCUUUCAGUAUCUUUAUAAUCAAGACCGUAUUCCAGACAGUGAGGAAAUGACCGAGGUCCUUCUAGAUGCCAAGUCACAAUUGGAGGAUGAAGGCAGCGGGCAGUGCCCCCUGUUACAGCCACCACAAAAAAUCUAGUAGAUGUUCGCUGUAAGACCACUGCCAAAACGUACUGGAGGUUGUCAGGGAUUCCAGAGCAAUACAUUUUGUAGUCUUGCCAAAUAAAUGCAUUUGUUUGUUCCGUCUAAUGCAAACCAAAUUUAAGGCGCAGGAAAGGUCUAAAGAAAACCUGUCAUGACUGAAAUAUGUAGGCCAUUGCUUGCUUCUUCUGAAACAUUGUCUGACUGUCACGUCAGUGCUUUGGCUUCAGCACUUUCUAAAACAUUGACACAGGACAAGUAUGAAGAUUUGGCGUUCUGACUAUCACUUGCUACCUUCUUGUUUUGGAUCUAUGACUCAAAUAUUACAUGCAGAUCACAAUGAGGCUAGCAAUGGCAUCAUACACGUUUCUUUUGUAACGGUAUAGUUUUAACGGUUCUAGAAUGUUAGAAAUGCUGUAUUGUACAUUGGGGCUUCUUUUGCUUUUUUUUUUUUUUUUUUUUUAAAUCGAUGAAUGCUGUAUUGGUGACUUUUUUAUAUCUGUCUCUAAAUGCCAGGCCUUUUGUGAAAGAAUAGGUCUUGCCUAGGGCAACCAGAUUCCUGUUUUGGUCAGGGAAGUGUGGGAGAUGGAAUGUCUGGCAGAAUGGUGGGACCUGUGCUCUCGUUACAAUUUAGGCUGAAUACACAAAGCUUUACAACAAGGAUAAGGAUGUGACGGUCAUUCUCAAACCUCAUUACACUCUGCUGGAAAAA